This is a messenger RNA of Anopheles coluzzii, 4282 nucleotides long. RefSeq lists its product as uncharacterized. Bases 895 to 1848 code for a protein of 317 amino acids. Lineage: Eukaryota; Metazoa; Arthropoda; Insecta; Diptera; Culicidae. The transcript is spliced from 6 exons. The record is from RefSeq and is a predicted model, not a curated record.
GCAGGCAGCAGCUGUACGGUGGUGGUGUGCGCGAGCGAGACAGAGCGCCCGUGUUUAUGCAGCCAUGGUCAGCGCGUAGAGUGCGCGCCCUCAGUACGGUGGUAUUCGUAUGCAGCAUCGGACGCAGUGUGCCUACACCGUCUCAGCAGCAGCAGCAAAAGCAACACCAGCAGCUAGUGUGAAAAUAGGGAAAGCGCACAGCUCGUCUAUGCUCCGUCUAUGCAUGCAGAGGGCCACCUAUGUUGACACCGUGUAGAGCACGCUUAACUUACCCUUCGUGCUAAGGGCGUGCGAGAGAGAGAGAGAGAGAGCAAGACACAGACACACUCAGCGCCAUCCUGCCUAGGCACAAAAGAUGUCCGAACAGUGAGAAUUCACGACAACAGCCACCACCACCACCACCACCACCACUGCUCCUUUUCCCAGCAACUCCCUUCACCAUCCCUCCCUCUCCCUCCCUAGUCUUUCGUGCGUGUGCGUGGGUGUGAGUGUGUGUUGUCUACGCAGCUCCGGAUCCGGAACGAGUGUGUGCUCGAACGAGGCGGACGCGACUGUCCCGGAAGAAGAACAACUCUCCCUUCCCCCCACAACAACAACAAAAAAAACAGACUUCUUCCGAAUGCAUACGGCGCAGUUACGUAGAGUCUAGUUGUGAUCUCAUCCCCUACAUCGACAACGUCAACUCCCUGCAACACUAGCUGCUAGCAGCGCUAUUGCGAUUUGCUGCGCGCGACCCGAGAGCUUUAGCAUCGUUCGUGAAGGUUCGUCGCUUCCACCAAAACCGGAACAGCUGCCCGCUCCUCCUCCCCCUUUCCACCAAGAAAAAAAAAACACGCACACUUACAAUCAACCCCGACGCGGUACUCGCGGUAAAAAAAAGACACCGGUGCAACCAUGUCGUCCAGCUGCUGCGGCACCAAGAAGCAGAAGCUCAACGGUAACUACUCGUCGGCCAACGGGUACAGCACGACCGGCACGAACAAUGCGGGGCCGCAGCGCAACGGCAUUGCCGACGCGGGCGGCGCUGCCCAGAACAAUCACAACAACUAUCACGGCCGGGGAGGAGGCGCUGCUGGUCAACAGUCCCAGCAGCAGCAGCACCAGCACCAGCAACAUCAACAGCAGUUAUCCUCGUCCUCGUCGUCGUCGUCGUCGUCCUCGUCGGGGUACAACGGCUACAUGGUGAACGGGCACGGCAAUCACCAUCUGUCCCAGCAGCAGUCGUCGAUGAUCGGCUCGAUGCCGGACAUGUGCUUCUACUGCUUCGAGGUGCUGUACCGCGAGCUGCACAACCUCGAGGAACCACGCACGCCGUGCUUUACCAACGAUCCGUUUCCACUGUUCGUGACAUGGAAAAUCGGCAAGGACAAGCGGCUGCGCGGCUGUAUCGGUACCUUCAGCGCAAUGCGUUUACAUUCAGGACUUCGCGAGUAUGCAAUAACAAGUGCUUUAAGAGACUCCCGUUUCUCGCCAAUCACCCGUGAUGAGAUCCAAAGACUGACCGUCUCGGUGUCAAUCCUGCAAGGCUUCGAGGAGGCGCGCGGUUACCUGGACUGGACGCUCGGCAUACACGGCAUCCGCAUCGAGUUCUACAAUGAGCGUGGCUCGAAGCGCACCGCGACCUACCUGCCCCAGGUUGCGACGGAGCAAGGCUGGGACCAAACGCAGACGAUCGAUUCGCUGCUGCGGAAGGGCGGCUACCGGGCCCAGAUCACGCCCGAGACGCGCCGCUCGAUCAAGCUGACCCGCUACACCUCGCAGGAGUGCCAGAUGUCGUACAGCGAGUAUCGCGAGCUGCUCGAGAAGCAAUCUCACUACCACGGCCAGCUGUGUAAGAUGCAGUGCUAACGGCAUCGCCCGACCGGCGGCACCGCGGCGACCGCCCCACGCCCUUGCCAUCGCUGCCCAACCUCCUCCUCUUCCUCCCCGUCCCUGUCUCUGCUGGCUGCUGCGGCCUCCUUCGACCUGCCCCCGCUUCCCGGCGCGUAUGGCAAGCCGUGCCGGUACUCACCGCUCUAUCCGCGCUUCGUGACGCUACUCUUAAUACGCAUUAUCACAUUUGUUUUAGGAUAGGCCAUUUGCUUUAAAGAAAAAACAAACAAUCACACGGCGCACGGCAUUUGCGGUAUCGCAUCUUUAUGCAAUAACCUGUUGCAGCCGUUGCCGUGUGCUGCCCGAAUGAAACCCUGCGCUACCAGCGCUAAGAAACACACAGACACACACACACACACACGAGGAUGGACGAAAGCGGAAGAAACUCGAAAAAUCUUAUUACACGUUAAAAUUAAAAUUACUAAACACUCUCUCCCAUACACACAGACACUAACAACCAUGGGGUUUGGAGCGUGGAAUAUACCUAGACUAUAUUAUUGUUUAGCUUUAGGUUGCGCUGUGUGUGUUUUGCUGUGUUUCCGCGUUUGCGUUUCGUUUUCACAGUUUGUUUUUCGCCCCCUUCCUGCGGUAUCUCUAAAACCUUCUUAACGUGCGUCUCGUUACGCUCUUGGCGGCGUUAGCAAAUAGGGUUUGCUUUCUUUUCUUUCUUCUCUCACUACUGUUUCGUUGCACAACGAACUAAUUAGUUUCCAACUAUCAACAGCGUGUCGUGAGGCAUACGCGUGCGGGAAGCAUGCACUGCGACCGCCAAGAGCUAAUGGGGGCAGCAGAUGGUUUGUUAAUGUUAGUACAGUUUAAUAAUGAUAUAGUUUGUUUGUUUUUUUUGCUUUCCUUACAAUCCCUUCGUCCCUAGCUGUUAAGGUAUGGUGAGCGGAGGUGCGAGUCAAGCAUUCGCAUCGCAACGCGUCAUUGUAACCCGUUCAGAGAUAAUGAGUGGGCGAGAAGAGACGAAUAACAGAUUAAAAAAACACACACACACUACCACUCCCAUUACUGCUACAGCAACAAUACGCCAAACACUGCAGGGGCUGCGAGAGCAGGAUAGUAAUGCACUCGCAACAACAACAAACAACCCCCCCACCCCUCCCCCCAAACAGAAGCCAGUGAUGCAAAUCAAGGUGCAAGAAGCGCAAAAGAUGGGGGAGGGCAUUCGCACACUAAUACGGGCAGGUUUUGUUUGUGCGCGCGUGUUUUUGUUGCAUUGAUUUUUAUCUUUCUCUUCAAAACGGGCAGGAGUUUUAGGAGUAGUAACAGCCCAAAAAAACGGGAAAAGCAAAAAUGCAAAAACACACAGCUCCUUUCCCAGCGUGCCGCUGCAUGGCGCAGGCCAAUAUUAAUAACUCAAGAAAUAACCAUAUUUAGUACAGGACACGGAAGAGAAGACCGAAAGCAGAAGCUAAACGGUUGAGCUAAACAAAAUAACAAAUACAAACAAAUGCAAUGAAAUGUUGAACCAAGAGAGAGAGAAAAGGAGAGCGCGAGAGAGAGAACAAGAGAGAGAGGGAAAACGAAAACAAUGAAAAGAAGGGGAAAACACGAAGCAAAACAACAACAAAAAGAUGUUAUACUAUAUAUUAGACAUAUGUUUAUAUUUUUUCCUCUGAUAGGAUGCGAUACACUUUAAACACGAAGAAGAAGAAGAAGAAGAAGAAGAAGAAGAAAACAGAUUGUAAGAGAAAGCACAGGAAAGAGAUAGAGAGAGAGCGAGAAAGGGGAAAACAUGCAGGUGAUAAUGUGAUUGCACUUCACUGCCACAUUACUUUAACAUAAGCAAACAGCGGAAGGGAGAAGAUUACGUGAGAGGAAAAGGCUACUAAAGCAUAGCACACCCCUAGCACCCUCUCCAUUCAGCCCACCUUUGCUCUCCCCCCCUCCUCCUCUCGGUUCCACUCAUCCUCCACUGAUUAAAUCCUCCCCAGGAAGAGAUGGUCGCCCGCGUGCCCGCGGAGGCUGCUGCUAAAUGCGCAGCUUUUAGCGAAUCUGAGCCGCUCCCCACACAUACAUACAUCAAGCACGGAGAGAGACAGGAGGGUGUGUUUGUGUGUGUGUGUGUGUGCGAGUGAGUUGUACAAAAUAUGCGCACGUACGUAGUUUUGCAUUGGCAAUACAAAACAAAAAACGGGGGCACGCGGCGCGGGCAGCUUCCGAUGGCUUGCCGAGACCAGAGCGCUUGGAAGGGCAUGGAUGGAAGGAAGGAAGGAAGGAGUAGCGGGGGAGGGGGUGGGUCGCGUUCGGUGCAUGGGGAGAGGGUACGGGGCGCGUUCGCGAGUGGCGUGAAGAAAGAAUUUCCCUGCAAACUCAAAUUCCAAUUCCAAUAUAAACAAAACAAAACAAAAAAAACAGGAGGAGAAAUGGUGUUGUUUUAAUAAAAAUAGAUUCUAAAACCCAA